CUCAACUACUCUCAACUGCAAUGCAACCAGAAGUGCAAGAGUCUGCCCACUGGCACAGUACAUAAAACACAAUUCCCGUUUGGCCAAUAAAACUUUCCCACAAAACAGCAACAUGCUAGCAUGGAUUUUAUUUAUGUUGCUUCCAAUGGCGACUGUAUUUCGAGCAAGCGCGGGCAACGAAAUUGAACUACCGAAAGAUUUCGUAACCAGCAGCUCACACACCAACAACUGGGCGGUCCUGGUUGAUACUUCCCGUUUUUGGUUCAACUAUCGGCAUAUUGCUAAUGUGUUAUCCGUUUAUCGAUCGGUGAAACGCUUAGGUAUUCCGGACAGUCAGAUAUUGCUGAUGAUUGCCGACGAUAUGGCUUGUAAUCCGCGGAAUCCUCGUCCGGCGACAGUGUUCAACAACGCCAAUCAGCAUAUCAACGUGUACGGAGCGGAUGUGGAGGUCGAUUAUCGUGGCUACGAAGUCACGGUGGAAAACUUUGUUCGGCUGCUUACGGGAAGAAACGAAAACGGGACGGCUAGGUCCAAGCGAUUGCUUUCAGACGCCGGCAGCAAUGUACUCAUCUAUUUGACCGGUCAUGGUGGCGAUGGAUUUCUAAAAUUUCAAGACUCAGAAGAGAUUACUAAUCAAGAACUUGCCGAUGCUAUUGAACAAAUGUGGCAGAAACAGCGAUAUAACGAACUCUUUUUCAUGAUUGAUACUUGCCAGGCGGCUUCAAUGUAUGAGAAAUUCUACUCGCCUAAUAUCCUAGCCGUUGCCAGCAGUCUAGUAGGCGAAGAUUCUUUAUCGCACCACGUAGAUCCGGCGAUCGGUGUAUAUAUCAUUGAUCGUUACACCUACUAUGCACUGGAAUUCUUGGAAGGGGUGCAAGUCAACAGUAAGAAGACAAUGGGAGAAUUUCUUUCUGUCUGUCCCAAACGGGUUUGCAUCUCGACGGUUGGGGUUAGAAAAGAUCUUUACCCGAAAGAUCCUUACAAAGUACCUAUUACUGAUUUUUUCGGUUCCAUCAGACCAACUGAAGUUUCCUCCGGGGUAGUGAAUGUUACGCUUUCAACCAUUCCACUAGUUCACUUUGAACACAAGUCGAUAAGCAAGCCGAAUCCAGCUUUAUUCUACGAACAGUUUCCAAGCAAACUGUUUCUAUAAUUCCAUUCUAGUCAGGCAGCCAAAUACAAACAUACCUGUGUAAUUCAUGUUCGUUCAUC
Molecule: messenger RNA, 1212 nt
Organism: Sabethes cyaneus
Lineage: Eukaryota; Metazoa; Arthropoda; Insecta; Diptera; Culicidae
Gene: PIG-K
Product: putative GPI-anchor transamidase
Exons: 4
Coding region: 113-1153 (346 amino acids)
Biological process (GO): attachment of GPI anchor to protein; protein localization to cell surface; proteolysis
Cellular component (GO): GPI-anchor transamidase complex
Molecular function (GO): GPI-anchor transamidase activity
Source: RefSeq, a predicted model, not a curated record